AAAUGGUUUCGUGGAUCAAAAUAAAUGUAGAUCCUGUGUGCGUUGGAAAACCAAAUGACGGCUAUGGGACGGUUAUUGUUCCUUUUGAUGUAAAAGUAAAACAGUUGAAGCUCGCUCAUCUCUCAGGGGCAGUCUCCCAGAUAAAUAGCCCGGUAACGGCCCGAAACUGGGGAGAUAAUAAGUUUCCAAACGCACUCUAUGUGGUAAUUACUGACGAGAAAAACAAGCAAAUAGCACCUUAUCCUAGUUAUUCCGGAAAUUCCGAAUUCUUUUUCACCAUUGACAGCAUAACCGUGUCAAGCCCCGAAUUAAUUUAUCCAAUUUUUAAUCCUUCUUUGCCUUUACAAAAAAAUGAAACCCUCAGGGUUUGGUUUACUGAACAACUGCAGGGUUAUAUGGAUGUUGGCAGCUACGGUAAAGCAUGUGCUGAUAUGUAUAUUAAAUUGUAAGACAUACGGUUUUAGACGAUGUAUCAAGUAUCUAAGAUACAAAGUAUGCUCGACAAGACAAGGCAAGGCGCACCAAAGGCCUAUGCGCAAUUUACAAGAAUCGUACAUGAUAAAUCGUAGGUUACUAGAUAUGACAGGGGCGUAGCAAAGGGUGCCAGAGCCCCACCCUCCCCCUCUUCGUGGCAACGAAACGGUGUUUGUUUUCAAUUUAUGCGGUAAUUUUCAAUUUGAUAAUAAUAUAAUUUAAAGUAACCGUCUGAUUUAUUUACUUCAUGGUUAAAUUUCAAUUGCACUUUCCAAUAACACAUAAUUUGUAGGAAAAAAGUUGUAAUCGUGGUAAAAAUAAAGUUGUUGCUGUUGUUCUU
Messenger RNA from Actinia tenebrosa (Australian red waratah sea anemone), 814 nucleotides. RefSeq names its product growth arrest-specific protein 6. Gene Ontology annotation, molecular function: calcium ion binding. NCBI's taxonomy places the organism in Eukaryota, Metazoa, Cnidaria, Anthozoa, Actiniaria, Actiniidae. The record is from RefSeq and is a predicted model, not a curated record.